This is a messenger RNA of Leptinotarsa decemlineata (Colorado potato beetle), 1695 nucleotides long. Its product is annotated as scoloptoxin SSD14. Gene Ontology annotation, cellular component: plasma membrane. The record is from RefSeq and is a predicted model, not a curated record. Lineage: Eukaryota; Metazoa; Arthropoda; Insecta; Coleoptera; Chrysomelidae. Gene Ontology annotation, molecular function: glutathione gamma-glutamate hydrolase. Gene Ontology annotation, biological process: glutathione catabolic process.
CUUGUGAAAGAAAUAACAAAAAGUUUCGUUCAUAUUUCAGCUUCGGUAGAUCAGCGAUAUCAAUACUAUUAGUACCAGUUUUAUCACUAUGUACGGAGGUAUCCUGUUUCAAAAACAAUUUCGAACCAGACUUCCACACAGGACAAAUUCCCAAAGGAGUUGUAUCAACAAACGGGAUAGGAUGUGCUGAAGCUGGAAUAGAUAUUAUGAAAAAAGGUGGAACCGCUGUGGAUGCAGCAAUAGCCACCCUAUUCUGUGAAGGAGUGUCUAUGCCAAGCACUAUGGGCUUGGGUGGAGGAUUUUUUAUGACAAUUUACAAAAAAUCAUUGAACCGAGUAUACUGUUUGGAUUCUCGAGAAGUCGCUCCUGCUGCCGCUACACAAAAUAUGUUUUCCGGGCGACCAGAACUAGCCCAAACUGGUAAAUAUAGCGACUUGCGCUUGCUUCGGACAGGGGUACUGCAAGUGAGUGGUAGCCAGUGGAACUCCAAUCAACAUGUUAUUCACUCUCAGUCCUCGCUUGGUGACUUAUUUUCCGUGAGGCUGCUGGGGAUGGUGUUUCCGGAUCUGAAGCAGAUUCUGUACUCGUACUCAUUUCUUCUCAUCUUUUUCGACAAUCCUCUGACUGCUGCACACUAUGUGUCAGCCAUUGCAUAUGAAAAAUUGAAAAAUGCUUUUUCCAUUUUCAGACCCAAAUGGAAAGCUUCAGUCAAAACCUCAAUAUCCGGAAUGCAACUACAUUCGUUUCCUUUGCCAUCAUCGGGACCUCUACUCGUAUACAUGUCCAAUAUUCUCAAUGGAUUUCUCGAUUCUGAAACACCUUUCUCGCUAACAAACUACCAACGGUUGGUAGAGGCACUGAAGUUUGGUUAUGGAGCCCGAACGAAUCUAGGUGAUGACGAUUUUGUUGACGUGGAAGGGAUUUUGGCCAACAUAACAUCCGUAAAAUAUGCUGUUCAGACAAGGAAGAAGAUAUUCGACAACAGAACAUCACAAGAUCCGUCAUACUAUGGAGCUUUCACCGAAAACCAUAACGAUCAUGGAACCGCCCACAUAUGCGUUGUGGCUCCGAAUGGUGAUGUAGUUUCGGUAACCAGCAGUAUAAAUUAUAUAUUUGGAGCAAAAUUCAUGUCGGAAAGCACAGGUAUCAUCCUGAAUGAUUCUAUGGAUGAUUUUUCAAUCCCGGGUGAGCCAAAUAUAUUUGGUUUACCACCUUCCCCUACAAAUUACAUAGAACCUGGUAAACGGCCAAUGUCAUCCAUGUGUCCUUCAAUUAUUUUAGAUAAUGGCAACGUAUUCAUGGUUAUUGGUGGUGCAGGUGGUAGCAGAAUUACAUCCAAUGUCCUUCAGGUUAUCAUCAAUCGCCUAUUCUACCGUUUUGAUUUGAUACAAGCGUCAAAUGAGGAGAGGAUCCAUCACCAGCUUUUUCCAAUGAUUCUUCAACUAGAAAACGACUUUCUACAAAAAAAACCUGAUAUUGUUGAUGGUUUGCGAGAAAUAGGUCACAAAUUGACAUUCUCAGAUCCGGAUGGAUUUGCAGCAGUAACUUGCAUUUCCAGAGAUAAUGGAGAAAGACUUCUUGGUGUGACAGACAAAAGAAGAGGUGGAUCAGUAGCUAAUUUAUAUUGAAUAUAUCAAGUUGUAAAAUGAUCAGAUCAUUUCAUAGAAGGAAAUGGAAUAAAGCAUAAUGAAAAUU